UUCGCGACGGUUCCAACGGAUAGCAGCUUCCACAGCUCCAACGGUGUGAGCAGUUAAAGGGACCACCGAACGAGCUCAGCCAUUCAGCCCCUUCGGAAAACCUGUUUCUCGAGCGUUGGUGAAGCUUUCGGAACGAUCGAACGAUCAUCAAGCGUGUUUCGGUUGCUUGCGUGCGUGCGUUUGUGUGUGCGUUUGUGUUAAACUACGAAUCAAACGGCGAUCUUCCCGAGAAGAUGUUGAGGCAAAGCUUGGCACUGUUGAGCAUCUUCGCUGUCGCAUGCUAUGGACAGACGAAAGUGCCGGUGUACGUUUACUACGAGUCGCUCUGUCCGGACAGUGCCAAGUUCGUGAACGAACAGCUGUACCCGGUGGCCAAGGCGUUCAAGGCGAACCUCGAGCUACACCUGGUACCGUACGGUAAGUCGUCGUACACGACGCAAGGCUCGGAUGUGCUGUUCACUUGCCACCACGGCGAGAACGAGUGCUACGGCAACAAGGUGCACGCCUGCGCCAUCCAGCACAUCCAGGGCAACUCGUUCCAGCCGAACAUCUCGCGCGAAGACCUGACGCUCGACUACGUCAACUGUUUGAUGGCCCGGGCUCAGCUGAAGGACGGUCUCUUCCCGACCAAAAUCUGCGCCGACGAGGUCAAGAUCGAGCAGUGGCAAACGAUCCAGGAGUGCGCCAACAGCACCGAAGGAAGCACGCUCCUAAAGCAGCACGGUGAUGCGACCAACAAGCUGCAAAAGCCCCUAAACAACGUACCGACCAUUGCCUUCAAACAGACCUACGAUGGUGAGCUGCAGAAGCUGUCGCUGAACAGCUUCCGCCAGGCCCUGUGCAAAAACCUGAGCCCCCAACCGGUCCAGUGUUUGGACUUUCCUGGAUCGGCCUCGACCAUCAGCAGCUCGAUCGGUGCGAUCGUUAGUGUGAUUGCUGUGCUCGCAGCACGAUUGUUUUAGGUUCCCUUAGAUGGGGGCUGUGUAGGCCCAUAGGUACCACCGCAACAUCAACUUAAAGCACGCUCCGGCAGCUGGCAGCACACACCACACAAACAGAAUAAGCGAUCUCGAGACUUUUACUGAAUCUCGCUUUCUAGGUCCUUCCGUCCGAAAGAUGUUUUAUUAGCUGUUCCAAUGAAGAUGUUUUAAUAAAGCGAAAGCGUUGCGCUACCCUAA
Molecule: messenger RNA, 1178 nt
Organism: Anopheles aquasalis
Lineage: Eukaryota; Metazoa; Arthropoda; Insecta; Diptera; Culicidae
Gene: GILT1
Product: Gamma-interferon-inducible lysosomal thiol reductase 1
Molecular function (GO): oxidoreductase activity, acting on a sulfur group of donors, disulfide as acceptor
Source: RefSeq, a predicted model, not a curated record